Cololabis saira (Pacific saury) is the source of this 1111-nucleotide messenger RNA. RefSeq names its product androgen-dependent TFPI-regulating protein. The record is from RefSeq and is a predicted model, not a curated record. The transcript is spliced from 5 exons. Bases 187 to 849 code for a protein of 220 amino acids. NCBI's taxonomy places the organism in Eukaryota, Metazoa, Chordata, Actinopteri, Beloniformes, Belonidae. Gene Ontology annotation, cellular component: endomembrane system; membrane.
UUUGGCUUGGCCGAUUACAAACGUCUUAAUAAGCUUUCACCGAAUCACACUAAUCUUUAAAGAACUGCACUCCCUGAAGUUCCUGGCAUAUGACGGGAGAACGUGGGCCACGCUUUGAAAAUUAGACUUUCUCAGUCUCUUAUUUAUUUGUGUUGCUUGAUAGGUUUCUGUAUCUUGGUUUUUACAAUGUCUGUAACCCUCAGGAGAGUGUACCACAUCUCAGCGUUCAGCUGGUAUGCUUUUAUUGUUAACAGUCUCGCCUCCAAGGAUGGAGAGGACCUGCCUGCAGGGAUCUUCGUUUACGGCGGGCCGUGGAAGUACCUUACCUUUUUGAACUUGUUACUACAGAUGACAUUCUUUGGGCUGGCAGCGGUAAAUGAUCUCCAACCAGGGAAAAACACCGACAGUGCUCUCAGCAGAAGUAAAGACCUCCUCUUCUCAGUCUUUGCUUUCCCUGUUGGGAUGUUUGUUGUGAUACUUUUCUGGACAAUAUUUGCCUACAACAGGGAAUUGGUCUAUCCUGCCACCAUUGACGAAUUCUUCCCUCCCUGGAUCAAUCACGCCAUGCACACAUGUGUCUGCCCCGUCUUACUUGGAGAGCUGCUGCUGCAGCCUCACACCUACCCGAGGACCAAACACGCUCUGGCAGCGUUAGGACUCGUGGGUGCAUCUUAUCUGUCCUGGAUCAUCUGGGUGUAUUUGUCCGUGGGUAUUUGGGUGUAUCCCCUUCUCGGACUCUUCAGCACCGGCGGCCUGGUGGGCUUCUUCUUUUUUAACAUGUCCGUGGUGAUCUUGCUCUUCCUGCUCGGCAACGAGCUCAACCGCCAGAUCUGGCAGAGGACGCGAUAGGUCACGAGUUUGUUUUGUCUCUUUGCUUAUCUCUCUAUCUCUCUAUUAUCUUUUUCACCUUAAAAAAAGGAAUGUAACUACCUGUCAUCUUUCCACAUAACCUGCCUUCAUAUUAAACACAGGCUUCAACAGUGACAUGUUUAGUCACUUAUAUCUCUGAUACAAUAAUGGUUUGCAGUUAAAACUGCACAGUGUUUCUAAAAUUGCAAAAACAUUUGCAUAAUGUAUCAGAAACAUGACAGGAUGCAUAAUAAAGACUUUU